CUAAAAACCAAUUGUCAAUCCCAACAAAAACAGACUAAAAACAAAUACCCAGUAUAAAUUUUUUUGUAAUUCCGAUAAAAAAAUGGACAAUGAGAACUCUGUAAUAUACGGUUUAGAAUUUCAAGCUAGAGCCCUUGCACCCCAACUAGCUGAAAUAGAAAAAAUAAAAUUCAUAAUUGGAACACAGUCUUUAAAACAAGCAAAUAACCAGGUUCAUUUAAUAGAGUUCAAUGAAGAAAUAUCUACAAUUAAAACUUCAGUUUUUCAUCAUUGUGAAGGGGAAAUUUGGAAGAUUACCACUAGCCCUAUCGACCCUCUUAAAUUAGCAACAUGUUACAAUUCCAUCACCAGUGAAAGUAAUUGUAUAAUGAAAACAGCUAUUCGGAAACUACCAGAAACUGAAAACCCUGAAAAUAUUGAAAAUUUAGAAAUCAUAACCAAGCUUGACACUACAAACUUUGGGAAUGAUAUCAAAACCACAGAGUUUCAUCCAAAUGAAAGUGAAACAGCUGUAACGUUAACAGACACCCAGGUUGUUCUUUGGGAUGUAUCUCAAACAGAGGGUAGAAGUGUAAUCAAUAUUUCCUUAGAAGGUAAAAAUAGUCCAAAGUUUACUAACGGCAAAUGGAAUCCUCAUCAAAACUGCAGUCAGUUCACUACAGCAACUGAGACACAUUUAAAAACAUAUGAUAUAAGAUCAGGAGACUUAGCAUGGAGUAUAGACAAUGCCCACAGCCAGUUAAUACGAGAUAUAGAUUACAAUAUGAAUAAACAAUAUCAUCUUGCCACCUGUGGAGAUGAUGCCUUUCUGAAAAUUUGGGAUUUCAGACAGACCAGCAUGCCAGUAUUUUCCAGAAGUGACCAUUCCCACUGGAUAUGGUGCGUUAGAUUCAACCAUUUCCAUGAUCAACUGAUUCUCACAUCCAGCUCAGAUGCCAGGGUUCUCUUAUCAAGUGCCGCUAGUGUCAGUUCAGAAAACACAAAUGAAAGUUGCAUAUCAGAUGAUAGUGAUGGACUUGAAACUAAACAAAUGUUGAAGGAUGGCCCCCUUCAAUGGUGUGAGCAUGAAGAUAGUGUAUAUUGUGCUGAAUGGUCGCCUGCCGAACCUUGGGUAUUUGCAUCUCUCAGCUACGAUGGGAGGCUGCUUAUAUCUCAUGUUAAAAAAUCUUUAAAAUAUCAGAUCAUGUUAUGAAUUGUAUUACUGAGAUGCAAGAUGUUUAUAUUCAACAGACAGUUAUAAUUAUUCCAAAUAAAAAUAUUUGAAAAUGAAAAA
This is a messenger RNA of Leptinotarsa decemlineata (Colorado potato beetle), 1273 nucleotides long. Its product is annotated as EARP-interacting protein homolog. Gene Ontology annotation, molecular function: protein binding. NCBI's taxonomy places the organism in Eukaryota, Metazoa, Arthropoda, Insecta, Coleoptera, Chrysomelidae. The record is from RefSeq and is a predicted model, not a curated record. Gene Ontology annotation, biological process: protein ubiquitination.